This is a messenger RNA of Naegleria gruberi, 2196 nucleotides long. RefSeq lists its product as uncharacterized. The coding region runs from base 1 to 2196 and encodes 731 amino acids. The transcript has 2 exons. The record is from RefSeq and is a predicted model, not a curated record. NCBI's taxonomy places the organism in Eukaryota, Heterolobosea, Eutetramitea, Acrasida, Naegleriidae. Gene Ontology annotation, molecular function: protein binding.
AUGAAAUUAAUCCUUCUACUCCUUUCAAUCUUACUAGUCCAAUCCUUGGUUUUUGGACAAGACUAUCUCAUUCAAACUUUUGCAGGUGGUUUGGGUGAUUCUCUCCCUGCUAAGGAAUCAUCCUUAAAUUGGCCAUUCGAUGUAUCAACUGGACCAAUCAAGGGAGAAUACUUCAUUUCUGACACUUAUAACCAUAGAGUUAGAAAAAUCCUUGCAAAUGGAACUAUGACUACAAUUGCUGGUACUGGCUUUGCUGGUUACAAUGGAGAUGGUAUUCUUUCCUCACAAGCUCACUUGUACUAUCCAUAUGAUGUGGCUGUAAAUGAUUUGGGUGAGGUUUAUAUUGCUGAUACGUAUAAUCAUAGAAUUAGAAAGAUAUUAUUGAAUGGUACCAUUAUUACUGUGGCUGGUGUUGGAAGUGCUGGUUAUUCUGGUGAUUAUUCUACUGCCAUGCAAGCCAAAUUGAAUUAUCCUCAUGGUAUCUAUGUAAAAAAGGUUUUUUCAAAUGGAACAAUCAUUACUAUUGCAGGUAAUGGAGAAGGAGAUGCAGAUGGAUAUGGUAAAUAUAAUGGUGAUAACAUGUUGGCAACGUUAUCUAGUUUGAAUCUUCCAACAACUGUUGCUUUGAAUAGUUUAAAUGAGGUCUUCAUUGCUGAUAGUCAAAAUCAUCGUAUCAGAAAGGUUUCAAAUAGUGGUAUUAUUUCAACUGUUGCUGGAACAGGUGUGAGUGGUUAUUCUGGUGAUGGAAUUCCAGCUAAUACUACCAAAUUAAAUACUCCCAAUGGUAUCACUAUCGACUCGAAUGAUAAUAUCAUUAUUGCAGAUAGAAAUAAUCAUCGAAUUAGACUCAUUUCCAAUAGUAGUGGAAUCAUUUCAACACUUGCUGGUAAUGGUACUACUGGUUCUCGAGAUGAGGAAGUUCUAGCAACCUCUGCCAAACUCAGUCGCCCAGCCGAUGUAACCAUCGGUUAUGAUGGAGAGCUGAUCAUUACGGACACUGAUAAUUUUGUAAUUAGAAUUGUCAAACUCAAUGGAAUGAUUUCAACAAUUGCAGGAACUGGCUUUGAACGUUUCAAUGGUGAUAGAGCUACAUCCCUCUCUACAUUAAUUAAUCAUCCAUCCUCUAUGGCCUUCAAGGAUGGUGAAUUAAUCUUCUGUGAUCGUUCCAAUCAUCGCGUGAGAAGAAUUUCAAAAGAUGGUUCUGUAAAGACAAUUGCUGGUAAUGGAAUUGGUGGAUACAAUGGAGAUGGAAUGUUGGCAAUAGACGCUCAAUUGAAUUAUCCUCAUGGUGUUGCUAGUGAUUCUAUUGGAAAUAUUUACAUAUCAGAUUCAUACAAUCAUAGAGUGAGAAUUGUAUUCACAAAUGGCACUAUUUCAACUAUAGCUGGAAAUGGUAAUUCUGGUUUUAAUAAGGAUGGAAUUCAAGCCACUUCUUCUCAAUUGAAUUAUCCAUUCGGUAUUGCAUUGAAUGGAAAUGAUGAACUUUUCAUCUCUGAUCGUUCCAAUCAUCGUGUUAGAAAGGUUUCCAAUAAUGGUAUUAUUUCAACCAUUGCUGGAACUGGAUCCGCUGGAUAUAAUGGCGAUGUCAUUAUGGCAACAGAGGCAAAACUCUAUCUUCCUCAUGGCGUUUCAGUUGAUAAUAAGGGAAAUGUGUACAUUGCUGACAAGCAGAAUCAUAGAAUUCGUAAAAUAUUAGCAAGUACUGGAAUGAUUUCCACCAUUGCAGGAACAGGACAGGCAGGUUUCAAUGAUGACAACAUGUCAGCUCUCGAAUCCAGAGUAAACUCUCCAUAUGAUGUCACAGUUGAUGAAAGUGGGCAAGUGAUUUAUAUUGCUGACACUAAUAACCACAAAAUUAGAAGAAUUCAAAAUGGAAAUUUGACUACCAUUGCUGGAAAUGGAAUUGGAGGAUAUAAUCAAGAUGGCAUUCUUUCCACACAAUCUCAAUUAUACUAUCCAUAUGAUGUUUCAAUUGAUCCUGUGAGUGGAAAGAUUUUCAUUGGGGAUGCAUCCAAUUUUCGUAUCAGAGUUUUGGAAAAGAUUGAAACUCCUGUUUCUUCAUCCCUUCCUAAACCUAUUGGAUCCAAAUCAUCAAAUAAUCCUCAACCAAGUAAUAGAAAUUCAAGUGCUUCUUCUUCAAUUGGUGGAUCUAUCAUCGGUUCAAUUAUUGUAAUAAUUAUUUGUACUGUAGUUUAA